Molecule: messenger RNA, 1209 nt
Organism: Helobdella robusta
Lineage: Eukaryota; Metazoa; Annelida; Clitellata; Rhynchobdellida; Glossiphoniidae
Exons: 1
Coding region: 1-1209 (402 amino acids)
Source: RefSeq, a predicted model, not a curated record
AUGCACUGUCAGGAAGAUGUUAGCUGUGGUUGUUCGCGCUCAUUUGCACCUUCUUUAAACAAUCUACAACCAGUUGAGACUAGGCAGAAGACCAUUUUUACAAAAGGUAAGAUUGGCCAGACAAGUUCGAUGGUACCAUCUGCUGCCAGCCAAACAAACAGUCCAACAACAAAUUUCAAUGACAAUUUAACGGGAGCGAAACUGGAACAGAAUGAUAUAGAGCAAAAGCAUUUGUACGAUAACAAUAAAAUGGCCUGUCAAACGAUGAGUGAACCACGUACGGUUGCUAUUGAUCAGAGCGGCAUCGAGGUUUUGAAAAAGUUGAAAAAUAACGAGCACUUAUCUCGCCAUCAGUUGCCUCAGCAUCACAAGCAGCAGCAAGUCAAGCACGGCCAAGAAACGCAACAACAUAAAACGUUUCACCAGCAAAGUUAUAAUCAAAAGCAAAUGAGAUUCAAUCGCUACCAACAACAGCACCGACACAAUCACCCUGUAGUUACAAAUCCUCAGAAACUUUUCCCUUCUCAAGCACUACCUCGCAUUACUCAGCAUAUCAACAUCUCACAACCUAAUCAACUGCCGCCCAUUGACCCGGUUAUCACACAAACAACAACUACAACAACGGUCCUAGGUUAUGAAAAGAAAAAUAACAAACUUUUGAAACAAGAGUGUGAAAAUUUCGGUCAAAAACCAGCAUUGAAGCUUCCAAAAAUUUUCGGCCAAAAAAACAAAAUUUUUUCCAAUUUAACGCCAAGAGCGAUGCAUGUUGAUGACGUCAAAAGCACAAGCUCUGUUAAACGCUAUAGUCCUGAUAUAGGUAACUUAAAAUCGACAAGUGCUUCUCCGACAAAUCGACUGAAAUUGCCCCCAAUGACGUCAACAACAAGUCAGUCCCUGACACAAUCGACCUCACAAGCGUCGUUGCUGACUCCAGCCAGAAUUCAAGCCAUUCUGCAAAACGAUUUACUAAUGGUGGAUCAAUUGAAAGAAAAACACAGCGAGAUUGUAAACAGUUUGAAGUAUAUAGCUGAACAACAAAAACAGCAUCAAUCUCAAAUGUAUGGAAACUCACACCAAUGUCCCCACUUGAUAAAUGUGUGCCAGAACGCAAUUCCGGAAAAAAAUUGUGAAUCCUCUAGCGACACGAGUGAGAGCUCCAACAUCGAAUAUGGGGCGUGGGAGCAAGCAGGAGGGCAAGGUACAACUUAA